Messenger RNA from Aspergillus neoniger CBS 115656, 762 nucleotides. RefSeq lists its product as uncharacterized. The coding region runs from base 1 to 762 and encodes 253 amino acids. The record is from RefSeq and is a predicted model, not a curated record. The transcript is spliced from 2 exons. NCBI's taxonomy places the organism in Eukaryota, Fungi, Ascomycota, Eurotiomycetes, Eurotiales, Aspergillaceae.
AUGGUUACAGUUCUACGUCGCGGAAACCCCCCUCCUGUCCUUCUCUUUGGGGACGAUAUCGUUUCAAAGCCUCUACCUGAGCUUGAAGUUGGGCCGGGCCACACCACCUCAUGUGCGAUACAUGAGAUCGAUUAUGAGGGGCCUUUGAGCCCAUGGGUCAACUUCGAGAGAGAAGUUGAGCAGCAAUAUGUCAACCAUAACUGGAGACUUGAACCAGUCGGCGCCACAGAAGACAAUGAUGAUCCGCCUCCCCACAGCCUGUCCAGAGAGCAAGUCUAUGUCGGAGACGAGAACGGAGUACAAGGUCGAUUUGUGCAGAAUGUUGGACAGGCUGUGGGGAGCGCCUUCGCCUCUCAAUUGCUCGACGUUAGAUUUGGCGAUUUUAAAUCGUCACUGUAUCCUCGAGGAUACAAGAAGGUGCCGGAUUCGGUGAUGGAAACCGCGGCCGGUGGCCUCCUCGCCGUUGGAGAGCUAAAGACCCCAUGGGCAAAAGGUCAAAUAGCCAAAUACAUGUAUGAUCUCAAGUUGAAGUUCGGCUAUAUGUCAAACUACGAUGAAACAAUCUUCUUCAAACAAGAGAUCCCUCCUGGCCGCCGCUACACGGUCUUGUACUAUUCGUCAAUCAUUGGCAGUGAUAGCUUGUUUGUCCCUGGAGAAUCCGUUACGCUGCGGCAGUGUUUCUUUCACCUCGGAGUUGAGGCGAGCGCGGGCCCCGAUCAUAUCACUGAAGUAACUAGAACGGUCCCGUGGUUUAGUGGUUAA